This is a messenger RNA of Ambispora gerdemannii, 207 nucleotides long. The record is from the annotation of a GenBank genome assembly. NCBI's taxonomy places the organism in Eukaryota, Fungi, Glomeromycota, Glomeromycetes, Archaeosporales, Ambisporaceae.
UUUCGUGAUAGUCAAAUGACAACCACAACAAUUCAAAAAAGAGAUCGUAUCUUACGGCAAACGAAAACGCGCGUUGGAAAUAUACAUUACAAAUACCCAAUCAACCAUGCUAAGAAAGCUUGUAAGUAUCUGGCAAUUCCUGCUUCUUCGGUUCCUUCUGAAGGCUAUUCUCAGAUGCUGGUAUUACAGAAAAACGCAAUCGAUUAG